This is a messenger RNA of Lycium barbarum (goji berry), 5240 nucleotides long. RefSeq lists its product as uncharacterized. Gene Ontology annotation, biological process: spindle organization; establishment of meiotic spindle localization; mitotic cell cycle. The record is from RefSeq and is a predicted model, not a curated record. The transcript is spliced from 20 exons. Lineage: Eukaryota; Viridiplantae; Streptophyta; Magnoliopsida; Solanales; Solanaceae. Gene Ontology annotation, cellular component: spindle pole. Bases 180 to 4925 code for a protein of 1581 amino acids. Gene Ontology annotation, molecular function: protein binding.
UUAUGGAUUCCUUUACCUUUUGGAGUGGGCCGGAGGCCCGAGAAUCCGAGGACAAUUCAAAAAAUUUACUACUCAUAAAAACCCCGCCUCUCUCCACAUUCAAAUUGAAAUGGUAACAUGAAACAAAUUCACCGUUCAUUUUUCAGUUUCAGACAAAUCUUCACAGAGAAAUCGGCAAAAUGGAACCGAAAAAACAAUCACAGCCUUCAUGCUCAUCAUCCUCCUUCCAGAACCUUCCAUUUUCUUCAUCAUCUUCUCUUCUCAAAGACAUCUCCAAUUCCAAUUUCAAAACUCCAAAAAAUCAUUCACGAAAAGCAAAUUUCAUUUCUUCUUCUCCUUCUCCGUAUCGCCAGCCCGAAUUCUUCACCGCCUCGAAAACCACACCUGUCUCCUCCGUCAGUCGCCGCCGUGGAGGAAGCAUAAUAAAGCCAUCUGCAGUGAAGUCGAGUGCUGCUCGAAGAUUAAAGGCGUUCGAGCUCGAACAAUCCAAAUCAGCACGGAAAGCGUUGAAUGAUAAAGAGAGAUCACUGAAAUCGCUUGCAAAGUCGCUAACUGUGUGGCUUAAUUUCCUGUUCGAAAAUCCUAGCUAUUGUGGCUGUGAAGUGUCCAAUAGGUCUUCGUGCGUUAAGAGAAAUGGGAAGAGGGAGAGUGGGGAAGGGCACAGUGUUGGAGUUGAGGUGAUGUGGCGAGGGCCGAAAAGGCAGAGGCAAUUUUCGUCGAAUUCUGAAGAUGAAGAAACGAUAGCUUUUUCAGGUUCUAUGUUUUCGGGACUUAAGGGUUCGUUAAUGGAGAUUUGCAGCUUUGAUGAUUUGAAGGAGAGGAUGAGUGCUUACCUGAGCUUGGGGAGCUGUAAAGAGGUUUUUGUUACUAUGACUCAAGUAACAAAGACCAUUGAUGAAGGACGGCUGAAAAUGAGAGCUCAUUGUCCGAUGGUAACUGAUGUUGGAAUGAAGGAGAAAGCCUUGAGAAUCCUUAUGUGUUAUAACCCCACUUGGCUUCGGAUUGGAUUGUACAUACUCUUAGGGGGUGACACCUUGUUACCGAAUGGAGAUGUCAAUUCUGAACAAGAAAUUGCUUUCUUGAAGAUGGUGCUUGAGAAACAGUUUUUCUCACAUGUUGGUCUAGCAAAGACCUAUGCUUAUAACAAGUUAGUGGAGGGUCUAUAUAGACCUGGUUACUAUGAAAAGUUAGGCAACAUUGUCCUGAAGAGAUUUUUGCUGCUUGUUCUCAUACUAGAUAGAGUCAAGACUCAGAGUAGUCUGCCACUUAAAUAUGGUAUUGAUGGACUAGAUGGAGGAUCACCUCUACUUUUCUCUUUGCAAUCAGAUGUUAAAUCUAGCCAUCAACUGAUCAACAAGUUCUUGUCAUCGGAUGUGAUGCAUGGUGAAGGUAAUCUACUUACGCAUCUCGUCAUCGUAGGCUAUAAAGUGACAUAUCAACAGAAUCCUUUGCUCGAGUAUCAAUUUGGUGUGGCUGAUUUAUUUGAAGACCUUGAAGAUGGCAUUCGACUUUGCAGAGUCAUUCAGCUCUUGCGACAUGAUCCUUCUAUCCUCUCGAAAAUGGUAGUGCCCUCAGAUACUCGCAAGAAGAGUCUGGCGAACUGUGGCACUGUUCUACAAUUUCUCAAGGAGGCAGGCGUGCCAUUGUGUGAUCAAGAUGGAACAAUUAUUAUGGCAGAAGACAUAGUUGACGGAGACAAGGAGCUCACCAUUUCAUUGCUCUGGAACAUGUUUGUGCACUUGCAGUUGCCACUUCUAAUGAACAAAGAGCUUUUGUCCAAGGAGAUUUUUAAAAUCCGAGGAGUUAUUGAGCAAAACUCAAACGGCUGCACUCACUUGGACCUGCUCCUGAAUUGGAUCCAGGCAAUUUGUGGAAGUUACGAUCUCAAGGUCGAAAAUUUUUCAUCAUUGGUUGAUGGAAAAGCUAUGUGGUGCUUGCUUGAUUAUUAUUUCCGCAAGGACCACCGCUGUUCCUGCUCUUAUCAGGCACUCAGUGAAACAAAAGAAGAAGUUUCCAUAGUAUCUGCAGUUGAUUACACAGAUGCAGUGCACAAUUUUAUUCUAUCUCAAAAGCUGCCAUUGCUAUUGGGGAAGUUUCCAGAGGUUCUACAAGUCAGUGAUAUACUGGAAACAAACGGUGCAUGCAAUGGUCAGAGUGUCAUUAUUCUCUUGGUAUUUCUCUCGUUUCAACUACUAGUCAAAAGAAACAAGGAUCAAUUAAAUUUCCACAAGUUAUUGGGAUUUAAUUGUCAAAGUCCUGAAAGGAGACGGCUAAGCACAGACCAGUGGUUUAUGCAUCCUGAAGCAGCUGUAGAUAAAGAACAAACGCAUUGGAAGGAUGGUGCAGAUGCUGCCAGAAAUUUUAAGGCUGUAAUGGCUUGGUGGAAAGAGAUGGCUCAACAAAAUAACAAAUGCACUUCUAAGGAAAGUUCUAGCAGUCCAAAACAGUCUUUCAUUUUUAGAAGGAGCAAUGAUACUCAUAAAGAAAAUGCUGCAAAAAUAAUACAGUCACAUUUCAGACAGUCAGUGCAGCGACGCAAGUAUUUGAGGAUGAAGAAUGCGGUUUGUGUCUUGCAAGCUGCAAUACAAGCAUGGCUGAGGCUAAAGAAGGAACCAUCAAUUCAGUUCUUUGGUUCUCGGGCAUAUUUGGAAUCACUAUGCGGAACAGGUAUAAGGAGCCGUUCAGAAAAUUUGGAAAAACAUGCAGCCUUUGUGACUGAUAGACAUGCUUUUCUUAAGUUGAGAAGAUCAGUAAUAAUCAUCCAGCGUGCCGCAAAAGACUGCAUUUCUCGAAAACAUGUGACUGGAAACGCAUUGCCGCAAGAUCUGUCCACUCCAACUUUCAUUGAUGCAGCCAUUGUCAUACAAAAGUGUAUUCGUGGGUGGAUAGCAAGGUCUUCUCUUGUAAACACACAACAAUCUCCCGAAGUUCCUAAAGAACGUGAAGAUUAUAUUCAGCAUAUAAAUGCUGAGGUAACAGUCCAACGUGCUUCAAAUGAAUAUAAAUUAAGCAGCUCUGUACCCAGUCAACACCUUGCAGCAACUAAAAUUCAAAGUCACUAUCGUGGAUGGUUAAUGAGAAAGAAUUUUGUGUAUCAGAAGCAAGCAGCAAUAAAAAUACAGAGCAUUUUCCGAUCUGCAAGAUGCUUGAGGGAGUUUCAUUCAUACAAACAGGAAACUCUGUCAGUGAUUACAAUCCAGGCUUAUAUCCGCAAAUGGAUGGCUAAAAGAGACUUUUAUAGGCAUAAAUCUCAAAUUAUUUUGAUUCAGAGCCAUUGUCGUGGCUGGUUGACAAGGAAAAAGCUGCUCAUUGAAAAAGAGGCUGCUAUAAGGAUUCAAACUGUAGUUCGAAGCCUGAAAUACCGGAAAACAUUCCUUCGUCAAAAGCAUGCCACUUUGGAAAUACAACGGUUUGCAAUAGGAGCCAUUACUAGAAAGAGGCUUCUAGGGGCCUCUUGCUACCGUAAUGUCUCAAAAUUGGGUUACCAAACUCUUGAACUUAAAAUACUACUGCAAGCUGUAGUAAAGUUGCAAAGGUGGUGGAGGGGUAAAUUGCUUCAUGAACAGAGAACAAAAGCAGCAGUUGUCAUCCAAUCGCAUGUCCUAGGAUGGAUUGCCCGGCAAAGUGUUUCAAGAAAUAAGGAACGAUUACUGCAAGCAGUAAUAAAGUUGCAAAGGUGGUGGAGAGGUAAAUUGCUUCAUGAACAGAGAACAAAAGCAGCAGUUGUCAUCCAAUCGCAUGUCCAAGGAUGGAUAGCCCGAAAAAGUGCUUCAAGAAAGAAGCAUCAAAUACUACUAGCUGUAGUAAAGUUGCAAAGGUGGUGGAGAGGUAAAUUGCUUCAUGAAAAGAGAACAAAAGUAGCAGUUGUCAUCCAAUCGCAUGUCCAGGGAUGGAUAGCCCGGAAAAGUGCUUCAAGAAAGAAGCACCUGAUACUACUAGCAGUAUUAAAGUUGCAAAGGUGGUGGAGAGGUAAAUUGCUUCAUAAACAGAGAACAAAAGCAGCAGUUGUCAUCCAAUCACAUGUCCGAGGAUGGAUAGCCCGACAAAGUCCUUCAAGAAAGGAGCAUCUGAUACUGCUAGCAGUGUUAAAGUUGCAAAGGUGGUGGAGAGGUAAAUUACUUCAUAAACAGAGAACAAAAUCAGCAGUUGUCAUCCAAUCGCAUGUCCGAGGAUGGAUAGCCCGGCAAAGUGUUUCAAGAAACAAGCAUCGAAUUGUUGUGAUCCAAGCAUACAUGAAAGGAUACCUUGCAAGAAAAGAUUUAAGAGGGCAGCUUCUUGAUUUGCGUCUGAGAGUACAAAAAUCUGCUGCAAAUGUUGAUGAUGGUAUGCGCAUAAUAAACAGACUUGUUGCAGCACUGUCAGAACUUCUGAAUAUGAGAAGUGUCAGCGACAUUCUUCAUAUCUGUGCAACUCUGAAUAUGGCAACACAACAUUCACAAAGAUGUUGUGAAGAACUUGUCGCUGCGGGUGCUGUUGGUACAUUGUUUAAGCUGAUCCGCUCUCUCAGCCGGAGCAUACCUGAUCAAGAAGUUCUUAAACCUGCUCUCUCCACUCUUAGAAACCUUUCCCGAUAUCCACACUUGAUUGAUGUACUAAUUGAAAGCUGUGGAUCACUGGAAACAAUCGUGUCCGCGUUUUUAAGAAACAAAGAAGAAGGAUAUUUCAUUGCUUCCGACCUUUUGAAGAAGAUAUUCACAGAGAAAAAAGGUGUUGAAGCUGUGCGCAAGUCGCCUGCUCUUUUGAAGAGACUACACAAUCAUGUGGAAGAGCUUUCAAGGAAAGCAAAAGCUGACAAGAGGACUAAACCUCAUGCAGUGAAAGAGCUGGCGCUGGUGGACAAAAGAUUGAGAGAAGCUGUUGGGAUAUUGGAGUUGAUUAAAGUUCCCAUGGGAAAUCCAACUAGACGACUCUCUAUGAAGGUGUAAGAAUUUUCUUACUAGUUGGAUAGGAUUCCUUAGUACUUGAUACUGUUAUACAUGCAGUUUGUACAUCAAGUUUAGCAAGAAGAAACCCUCCUUGCAGUUCAAUUUAUGAAUAGUGAAGAUAGCUUCACUUUAUCUUAACUUCCCAUUAUCUAACACAAUCAUUCAUCUGACUCGUAGUUAGUCCAUUAGGGCCUCUAGGUGAUUGUCUGAGAGUAGCUUUUAGUAUUAGGAUUGUUGUGUCUAGACAGAUUAGUAGUACAUUAUUUUUCCAGUAACUAGUUCCACUCAUUUUGAAUAGUUAUACGUUAUCUUUUA